Molecule: messenger RNA, 1296 nt
Organism: Acanthocheilonema viteae
Lineage: Eukaryota; Metazoa; Nematoda; Chromadorea; Rhabditida; Onchocercidae
Source: the annotation of a GenBank genome assembly
AUGUUACCUGGUAAUAGCGGUAUAGCCUAUGGUUGCACACCUUUCGAUUACGAUACAAUUGCGCAAAAUGUAGCAUUACGAUCACACUAUACUCUUGGUGAAAAUACACUCAAAUCGCAACAAAUCAGUAUCAGUAAUACAAUGGAAAAUAGACCCAUUGAUGGAACAAGCGAUUUGUUUUGCUAUGAUUUCGAUUCCAAUUGCCGAUGGCAUAAUUUAGAUGGUUUAUUUACGAAUGAUGAUUUAAAUUGGUAUCGCGGCAAUGGCUUUUUAGAUCACAAUCGUUUGCAGGUAUCAACCGGAACACAUAUUACACCUGAUGGAAGUUAUGGCAUUGUGGUAACAGAUCAAAUUCAGGCUCCGAAUUUGAAAGCGACAUUAAUUAGCGAUGUGAUAGCCUGUCAGCUUGGACUGGGAGAACUGCGAUUCAUGUAUUGGAUAAGUCCAGAAGUAAGAUUAACAGUAUGUAUAAAGCGCAUUAGCCAAUCAUAUCCGAAUUUUGACUUUUGUAGCAGUCCGAUAAGAGGAGGCAGUCCAGGUCCGGCACAAUUUAGCAUUGAUGAUCUUGAAAAUGAGCCAUUCCAGAUUUUGAUCCAAGCUGAUAAUUUCGUAUUCCACUCUGCUAAUUUGGAAGGCGGUUUUGCCAUUAUUGACAACUUGGAGUAUUAUGGCGACCUGUGUUAUGAUGCUACCAUACUUCCGAUUAAUGUCAGAAUUCAAGAUUUCAUCGUAUCGCAAGUCAUAUAUGACGAAAGUGAACCAACGGAAAAUCCCGGUCUGGAAAUCAUUUCUACUGCUUAUAAAUCGGUAUGUGAUGUACUACAGUGUACUUUCAACGAAGAUGAUGAUCAGUGUGGCAUAGAUACUUCGAAUUCAAUGUGGUCUAUUGCGCGUCCCACUGUUGACGGAAUCCGGACAGAAAAUAAUGCUUCAACUAGUUCGUUUAUUUACAUCGUAGGACCUGUAACAAGGGAUCGUCUUCAUACGGCACCUUUCCAAUCCACCACUGAUUUCAACCUUCUUUUCGCUUAUUACAAAACUUCAAACAAUCCCAAACUCCGAGCUAUUGUCAAAAUGAAAGAAAAACCCAUGGAAAAAAUUGUCUUCACGGCUCCAAUACAAAAAAAAAAGACUAGACGAUGGUACCGAGAACUGAUUUCACUAGAAGCGGGAAUAUACGAUUACGUAGCUGUAGAGAUCCAAAAUUUGGAUGACAACGAACAUAUCGGUAUUGACGAAUUUUCAGUGUUGGAUUCACAGAAGAGGCCAUUGUGUUCUCAGCAGAGGAAUUCCUGA